This is a messenger RNA of Gadus morhua (Atlantic cod), 1557 nucleotides long. It is a transcript of the gene eva1ab, whose product is annotated as eva-1 homolog A, regulator of programmed cell death b. NCBI's taxonomy places the organism in Eukaryota, Metazoa, Chordata, Actinopteri, Gadiformes, Gadidae. Bases 284 to 1090 code for a protein of 268 amino acids. The transcript is spliced from 5 exons. The record is from RefSeq and is a predicted model, not a curated record.
UAGAGCAAGCAAGAGUGAGUUAAACAGAGAGAGGGAGAGAGAGAGAGCACACAAGAAAGCACGAGACAGCAAGAGACAGAAAAGGAGUAGAGGAGAGAGAGACGAGACGGAGAGGCGGAGAGGAGAGGAGAGAGGGAGAUGAGAGGGGAUGAGGAGGGAUAAAGAGGUGAACAGGGAUAAAGGACGAGCAGGAAGAGGGGAGCGCGGAGGGAGGACGAGAACAGAGGGGUAGAGAGGAGAACGAGAGCACACAGGAGGGUAGAGCUCUGGACAUAGCACACACAUGUCAUGUAGGACGGUAACAAGGGAACGGACUGUGUCAUACUGCAUUAGCCUCAAACACACACACACAUACACCCACACCAACCAACAUACACACACACACACACACACACACACACACACACACACACACACACACACACACACACACACACACGCACACACACACACACACACACACACACACACAAGGCAACGAGAAACACACUGUGGAAUCACUACAGGAAGCCCAAAUACGGAUGUAACGGCGGCCUCCCAGGAGAUGGCGAUGCUGAGCAAUAUGUUGGCCGCUUACACAUUCGUUGCAGGUCAUCCAGAGAGGGCUGGGUUGGUGUUCCUGGCUGGUGUCUGUGUUGGCCUCUUGGUCACCCUUUGCGCCAUUGUGUUCCAAAUACACUGUCGAACUGACUGUCACUAUGGUAACAGCCACCGCCCUCAACAUCCUCACCGUAGCAACAAGGCUCGGCCUCAGCAUCCGCCGCAGCAUCAGCUCCAGCAUCAGCACCAGCGUCAGCUUCAUGACUGUCCGAGGAACAGUAACCCAGACAACAUGACUCUCAUACCGGCGGGCGGGCAUGUCCCCAGUGGGGACAACCAAUCAGAGGACUGGGAGGACCCCGCAGACAUGUCGGCAAGGCAACGGAGACGCUUUGAGAGAGCCCUUUUGAGCACCAGGGUUUUUACUUCGGCAGAUGAUCUGGACAGAUCCCAACGCCUGGAGGAGAGAGAGAGGAUCCUGCGGGAGAUCUGGAUGAAUGGACAGCCAGACAUCCGCACCGUAACCCAGAGCCUCAACAGAUACUACUGACCCGACCCCACUGUCUGACACACUCCGCACACCCUCUGCAACGGCCUGCUCCAAUAGACUAUGUGUCAAGAAAAGGAAAACAGAGGAAAACGAAAAGAAAUGCAAUGGAAUUAAAGGGAAGGGGAGGGACGGGCGUUGUCUCAUUAUUUCACGGUGCUUUGGUUGGGCUUUAAGUCAGUUGGAAUUGUGUUUCAACUUGUGUUGUCAAUAGAAUAUCCCUACAAAGUACUCAUGUUUACCGAUGACUUUACAGUUGUGGUAGUCCCAAAAACAAUACAUUACACAGAACUAAGGAAAGUAGCCCACGACCACAGAACCGAUCCUUCAAUGGACAAUGUUAAACCAAGGACAUAUUAACUGUACAACUUAUUUUCUAUCUCCAGGCUUUGUCAGAAGCCUCUGUUGUUUAUAACAUUGAGUGCAAUUGUUGAUUAUAAUAAAUACAUGUGAGGUUUUUUUUAAGAGAA